AUGUAUCCAAACAUGAUGUCCUGCACAGCUAUCAUGCAAAAAGCUGCGAGAAGGCGUCGGCUCAACCGACACAGCCACAGAUGGUCCAGAAACAACAGGUUCUGCGACACACAAAUCACGAUUAUUCUGCACAGCCAAAGAAGCCAUCGCAGACAACACCGAAAACUCUACAUCUUGUUCAGUGGGCGUGAGAUCAGCUCCGCCAUCGGGUGGCAGGCCUCGGAAGAUAGGGCCGACGUCCAGCCGGGAAUGGAGCAGGCCUCGGAAGUGUUGCACGUGCUGCACGUGCAGCAGGCCUCGGAAGGUGGGGCCGACGUCCAGCCCGGAAUGGAGCUGGUGCGGGAGAAGUAG
Volvox carteri f. nagariensis is the source of this 351-nucleotide messenger RNA. RefSeq lists its product as uncharacterized. The transcript has 6 exons. Bases 1 to 351 code for a protein of 116 amino acids. NCBI's taxonomy places the organism in Eukaryota, Viridiplantae, Chlorophyta, Chlorophyceae, Chlamydomonadales, Volvocaceae. The record is from RefSeq and is a predicted model, not a curated record.